This is a messenger RNA of Zingiber officinale, 870 nucleotides long. Its product is annotated as ATP-dependent Clp protease adapter protein CLPS2, chloroplastic-like. The transcript has 4 exons. Gene Ontology annotation, biological process: proteolysis; protein catabolic process. NCBI's taxonomy places the organism in Eukaryota, Viridiplantae, Streptophyta, Magnoliopsida, Zingiberales, Zingiberaceae. Bases 40 to 582 code for a protein of 180 amino acids. The record is from RefSeq and is a predicted model, not a curated record.
GAGCCCCUCCUCCCACUUGUGCUUUCUUUGUCGUUGCCCAUGGCGAUUAGCUCCAGAGGCGCCGUCAACUUCUUCCUCGCCAUGCCCGUUCCUUGCCCUCCUUAUCUCCCCAUUUCCACCUCCUACGCUUCCCCGAUCAAGCGAAUGGUCGGCGUGAGGUUGGCCGCCGCCAUUGCCGGUCCGAUCUCUGUGAUCGCAGGUUUUGGGGAUUCGAAGGGAGGAUCUGGUCUCUUGGAGCGACCUACCUUCGAUCUGUCCCAGUUCGAUGCCGUUCCUCAAGUCCAGGAAGGUGGGGAUAUCGGUCGGCUUACUACAAGGAGGGGAGUGGGAAGAGGAGACAACUAUAAAGUUCUGCUUAUUGACGACCAAAAGCACACUGAAAAACUUGUCAAAAAUGUGUUGCCACAAGUUGUUCCUUCAGUUACUUCUGAUCUCGCUAGGGAGCUCUUUCAUGAAUCGCGGGAGAUGGGCGUCGCAUUGGUUAUCAUUACUGUCAAGGAGCAUGCGGAAUUCUACGCCCAAAUGAUGACCCUUCAUGGAUUGCGAUCAGCAAUAGAAGCAGAUUCCAACUUGGAAACAUGAAGAACUAGCAGUGGCAUCAAGCCCAUGGAUUUUCUCACUCAAUUGAUCUUAUGGAAGACUAGCAAAUUGAGUAUAAUUUUGACAGAGCGGAUCUUUCUCUUUUUUUUUGUUGCUCAUUUUACAUUCUUUGUCAGUUCCGUAAGCACAUGAUUUAAUAGUUGUUGAAUGGUAAAUUCAAUCUACAUUGCAUACCAACAAUAAUGUCUUCUAAUACAUGGUCCUCUACCUCUUAGUCAACUUAGCGGUCGGCAUUAUGCUGAUCCCGUAAUUUACCUUUUUUUCACAUAA